Purpureocillium takamizusanense is the source of this 3808-nucleotide messenger RNA. RefSeq lists its product as uncharacterized. The transcript is spliced from 5 exons. The coding region runs from base 312 to 3242 and encodes 976 amino acids. The record is from RefSeq and is a predicted model, not a curated record. NCBI's taxonomy places the organism in Eukaryota, Fungi, Ascomycota, Sordariomycetes, Hypocreales, Ophiocordycipitaceae. Gene Ontology annotation, molecular function: DNA binding.
CAACGACAAAUAGGAAGGAACCUUGGGGGUAGCGAUCUCUUCAAUCCUCCGUCUUUUGCUCACCCGCCGGAACGAAUGCUGCUCAUCUUCAAUCAACUUUCUCACCUUUUAGAGGGUCGAGGUCCCCGAAAUGAGCGUGCGUCGCCGCCAGGCGUCUCGGCUAGCCUUCGCUCCAUAUACGACGUGAGCACACCGACAAAAGAGAGCUCUAUCUACUAUACUCGCCGCACCUCGUAGUCGGCCCCAUCGUACCUCUGCCAUCACCCGUCUACGCCCCGUUCAUCGAGCAUGCGUCCUGCCGACCAGAAGACAUGAGCGCGCAGCAACCAUACGUCACCAUUCGGUCGCGCCGGCCGGCCGAUACAAAUGGCACCGUUGAGGGCGAUUCCGCGGCCAACCUGGGCUCAUCGGAGACGCAUGCUAGAUCAGCGACCCAUGACAUCAGCCGGACGAGCUUUCAUGUGAAGCACAUCAGCGACUUUGCAAAGCGGCUGGAAGACUCGGCCACACGAGCAUUUCCCAAUCGUGGACGCACGUCUCAACGUUAUAGCAAGGUGCAGGCCCUACUGUUGCACUGGGGCUCCGAUGAUCUCUUUGUCUUGCCCGAGCUGGAGGACUUGGAGAAAUGCCUGCGUGAUGAAUUUGCCUUCGGCACCGACAUCUUUGCCAUCCCUUCAGAGAACUCUCACCUAGAGCUCAUGAUGCGACUUGGCCAAUUGAUAAAGGAACACGAAUCUCAUGAUACACUGUUCAUCAUUUACUACGGUGGUCAUGCUCGAAUCGAUGACUCGAGGCAAAGCACUUGGUGCGCCACUCGCGAUGCCGACUCGCCAUGGUUGCAAUGGUCGGCUAUACAAACCCUGCUUGAGCGGUCGAAAUCGGAUGUCCUGAUUCUACUCGAUUGUUGCGCAGGCGCAGCCAGCGCGACCUUUCCCAACGGCAACAGCAUCACGGAAACGAUAUCAGCAUCAAGCUGGGACGCCAUUGCCCCCGACCCCGGGCGCUACUCCUUUACCAACGCACUCAUCGAAGUCUUGCAAGAGUGGCGAUUGAGAGCAUUCUCAGCAGCCAUGCUUCACGCCGAGGUUCUAGCUCGCCUGAAGCACCCAAGACCGAUACAAAUCAACGGAAAGCAUUUCGAAGCACGCUCGACGCCCGUUCACUUCAUGAUGACGGCAAACCACAAGGCCCCAAGCAUCGAACUAUGCAGACUCCGCCCAGCUGACAAGAUGCCCGCUCCAUUGCCACAAAACCACCUGUCCAUGCCUAUCAUGGGCCGUGCACCUGAAGAAUCAGACCCAAUAAUAUCCGGAAUCGCAUCUUCAGAACCAGAUGAGGAUACCCCCCAUGUCAUGAUCUCACUGGCUCUUGAAGACGACCAAAGGCUUGACAUCAACGCCUGGGAGCAGUGGCUAAAUGCUUUCCCUGCCCUUGCCAAGUUUGUCAAGGUUCAGGGAGUGUUCAAGAGUCACUCUACGCUCCUCCUCGUCUCCAUGCCAGUCAUGGUGUGGGAUCUGCUCCCGGAAGACAAAGCGGUAUCAUUUGUCGCCUUUAUUCGCUCUAACAAUCUGGCGAUACGGAAACCAGCGGCGCCUUUUGGAUCGGCCGAGACGAGAGUUUUGCAGCCACGGCAUGAACAUGUCGGCCCUGACGAUGCGUCAAUGUUCUCUGGCGUCUCCGGAACCACCUUCGCCGCUACAGAGGCGGCUUCUGUCCGUAACCCCUUUCCGGCAACUACCGCAUACAGAUCGUUCGCAACGCCCAUGAAUACCAUGUCUACAUCCAUAUCCCAUAGUCAACCGCCGACUCCCGGGCAGUCGCGUUCGCCUCAGUCGCAUUCUCCAAGAAGUGGACCAUCUCGACAAGUCAGGCCGGUGGCUUCCUCUACAUCCCUCAAUGCCCUCCAUGGUUCGACAGCAGCAACGGCAUUUGGCCCGGCUACUACGAUUAGCAGGCAAAUGAUCCUUAAUCAGCAACAGUCCAUGAGGCGAACAACGUUCGGCGUCGAUGUACCGGAACCGAAGCGAUUUUCGCCCCACGUCGAAAGACGACUCGAAGAAUACUACCAAAGGGAGCCGCUACCAAGCGAUGGACAAAGUGCUUUUCUAGCGUCGAAUCUUGGUAUCGAGCCAUGGCAUCUCGAAGUUUGGUUCCACCAUCGUCGAGAGCGGGACAUGGUCUCCCACAGGCUUGCGGCAAUGAAGGUUAAAGAUGUGAUGCAUGAGACUAGACCUGGGGUGCAAAUGAUCUUGCCGGCAGAUCUUAGCGACCUCCUUCAAAUGUCGGCCCCAGGACAAGUAACUCUGAUUGACCUAAGAUCUCCAGCUGAGUAUCAAAGGUCUCACGUCCAUGGCGCAAUAAACUUGCGAGCGCCGCAGUCAUUCCUCGAACUCGCCCCUCUCGACUUGAUCGAGCGAGCCUUUGAGCAAGAGCAAGGGCAAGAUGCGACCUUCAAGUGGCGCGAGUCAAGAUGCCUCGUCUUCUACGCUCGGGGCCUAGAGUGGCCUUGGGAAUGUCCCGCAGCUAGAAUCAUUAUGGGAAAACUCGGCGCUUACAACUGGUCCGGGAAGUGUUUUAUCCUCAAGGGACACUAUCGCGAGUUUAGCCAGUCCUUCGACCAGUACAUUGUCGGGACGAACAUGACAACUCACGCCAAAGCAUGGAUAGAGGCCCAAGGGCUCAAAGCCGUCGACGACAAUGACAUCCUAACAAGUCACGAGCAAUACGCUGGAUGGCUAUCCCAUGUCGAGAGCGAGGAUAGGGCUCGAACUAUCUCAGCGUCGCCGACAUCAACGUCUGAGCGUCUUGAGGCUUUAGAGACGCAAGAUCAAGAGCUCGAGAAAGAGUUCAGAUUAAAACACGGUGCUCUGUUCAGGAAAGCCGAAGACCUCAGAUUGAGCCAGGGUGAGACGGACGAGGCAUUUGACACGAAAGCACGGUUUGUCGAACCCCUCGACCGCGGGCUCGAGAAGAUCCGGGAGAUGGGGGCGGCGACGAUGUCACCCAUACAAUACGCGCCAGGACAUACAAAAGUUGUAUCGGAGGCUUACUUUGAUAGGUCGUUUGCGGAAGACGAUGAUCCGGACGACUACGUAGAAGUGAUCAGGACUGCUGAUGACAUGGCGGGUGGCAGUCGAAGACCCGGAGAUUCAGUUCCGAAGGAAGAAAGGACGCCUAGUCAAGAUUUGCCCGGUCGAGGACGCGGGGGUGGAAGCCUGUUGAACAAGAUGUUUCGCCGUUGAUCUUGAGUCGGCAUUGAAGGUUUAGGCGUUUGGCAGCGGGAAAGGCCACGGCAUGGCCGGGGGCAACCGAGAAACUCUGGCGUUUGAUUUUCUUCUGCUGCUACAGUUUGAGUGAUGCAUGGAAACUCUAUCAUGAUAUCCCGAUGACGUGUCCAGCCCGAUACUUGCCUGACACGGCGUUCACUUGAACGAUGAUCGUGGUACCUGCCCCCUGUUAGCAUCUGUCAGUAUCUGAUGGCAUGGCAAAGGAAGAGCCACUCGUUCUUGCGGAGGGCACCUGAUGAGCUGGGAGUUCGUUGCGGCCGUUCUUCGGCAUGAACAUGACCCGUAUUGCGAAUACGACGUCACGUCGCACAUGCGCAACCGUCAAUGUGUUUCUAGUUGCCACUUGCUGCCCGGAUCACUCGUCCUCACCGCACUUCAAGGCUUUCUCUUUGAGCAAGUCCCCAUGACCUCACUAAAGGGAAAAGGGGGCAGAGAAAGCAGGCAAGGCAGGCCCACGGGCCUCCGCGUUAUUGUUUCGGGAAGACACCCAGCAUCCCUGUCCAGCGGCUCCUCCAUUGAAG